UUUAGCUGUGUCGAUGAGGUAAACAACCGCAGUGUAGCUUGGCUGUAUUUGUCCAUAAAAUAUAUAUUUCCAUUUCAUUUUGAACAAGCCUUAAGUUUUGCUUUGUAAAGCGGUUCUCUCUAGACCAUGCCCCACAACCCCGAUCAUCCUCCGGCGAAGAAAUUUAAGCCGGGGUCUCCUUUUUUCCGUCUUGACAAGAAGCCUGGGAUGCUGCUACCUAGAAAGGAAAAUGCAUCGGUACCAAUAGACGUGCAAAGGAAAAAUCUUCCCAUUUACCAGGCGAAGUCUCAACUCAUUAACCAGCUUAGACAGCUUCAUAGUGCUGUAUUGAUAGGUGAGACGGGUUCUGGGAAGACCACCCAGAUUCCUCAGUACCUGUAUGAAGCUGGCAUCGCGCGACAGGGCAUCGUCGCUGUGACACAGCCACGCCGAGUGGCAGCUAUCUCCCUGGCAACGCGGGUAGCAGAGGAGAAGAGAACUCAGCUGGGGAAGCUGGUUGGCUACACGGUGCGAUUUGAGGAUGUCACCUCCUCGGAGACGAAGCUGAAGUUCAUGACAGAUGGUAUGCUCCUGCGUGAGGCCAUAGGAGACCCCUUACUACUACGCUACACCGUGGUGGUGCUGGAUGAGGCCCACGAGCGCACUGUGCACACUGACGUGCUUUUCGGAGUGGUAAAGGCUGCCCAGCGCAAACGCAGAGAACAGAACAAGAUCCCCCUCAAGGUGAUUGUAAUGUCAGCCACCAUGGACGUGGACCUGUUCUCUCAGUACUUCAACAAGUCUCCUGUGCUGUACCUGGAGGGCAGGCAGCACCCCAUCCAGAUGUACUACACCAAGCAGCCCCAGUCAGACUACCUGCAGGCUGCACUGGUGUCAGUCUUCCAGAUCCAUCAGGAAGCCCCUGCGUCACAUGACAUCCUGGUGUUCAUGACAGGACAGGAGGAGAUAGAGGCGCUGGCUCGUACCUGCCGUGACAUCGCCAAGCACCUCCCUGACAGCUGUGGUCCCAUGACUGUCAUCCCCCUGUACGCCUCCCUACCCCCUUUACAGCAGCUCAGAGUCUUCCAGCCUGCACCGAAGGGUUGUAGGAAGGUAAUCCUGUCAACCAACAUUGCAGAGACGUCGAUCACCAUCUCGGGGAUCAAAUACGUCAUUGAUACAGGCAUGGUGAAAGCAAAGCGUUUCAACCCAGAGAGCGGUCUGGAGGUGUUGGCAGUGCAGCGGGUAUCUAAAGCCCAGGCGUGGCAGAGGGCGGGCAGGGCUGGCAGAGAGGACUCCGGCUCCGUCUACCGUCUCUACACCGAGGACGAGUUUGACAACCUCAUCCCCAUGACCGUGCCUGAGAUACAAAGGUGUAACCUGGCCAGUGUCAUGCUACAGCUUCUGGCUCUGGGGAUCCCUGACGUGAUGAACUUUGACUUCAUGUCUAAGCCUUCUCCUGAGGCGAUGCGUUCGGCGGUGGAGCAGCUGGAUCUGCUAGGGGCUGUAGGGAGGAAAGGUGAGCAGGUCACCCUCACUCCUCUGGGCAAGAAGAUGGCCAGCUUCCCCCUGGAGCCACGCUAUGCCAAGACCAUCUUGCUGUCACCAGACUUCCAGUGUUCUGAGGAGGUGCUGACCAUCGUGUCUCUGCUGUCUGUGGACACGGUGCUCUAUAACCCGCCCGCACGCCGAGAGGAGAGUCUCGCCGCACGCAAGAAGUUCACCACCAGCGAGGGAGAUCACUUGACACUGCUCAACAUCUACAGAGCCUUCAAGAAAGUAAACGCCAACAAGGAGUGGUGUCGGGAGAACUUUGUCAACAGCAGGAACAUGAGCAUGGUUGGAGAGGUCCGUGCACAGCUCCGAGAGAUUUGCCUGAAGCUGAGCAUGAAGCUGGAGUCGUGUGGGUCGGACACGGGGAGCGUGCGUCGCUGCCUGGCCCACGGUCUGUUUAUGAACGCUGCAGAGCUGCAGCCAGAUGGCAGCUACACGGCCCUGGAUACCCACCAGCCUGUUGCCAUCCACCCCUCCUCUGUCCUCUUCCAGGCCAAGCCUGCUUACGUGGUCUUCAAUGAGCUCCUGCACACCUCCAAGUGCUACAUGAGGGACCUGUGUCUGGUGGAUGCUGAUUGGCUGGUCGAGGCCGCGCCUGAGUACUUCCGCCGGAAGCUACGCCCCACCAAGAGCUAGCCACUGAUUGGACAGGACUCUGGGGUGACGAGAGACUACAGCAGAACCAAACCUCCCUGAGCAGUGACACACCUGACCCACGUCUCCCUCGGUGUCAAUAGGAACUGGAUGGAGGCAUGAUGGGAAGAACAUCUUUCUACUCUUUCCUGUUUGCUGAAUCGCUCGUGUCUGUUUACACAAAGCGUAGAAAGACUCUUCAGCACUGCUCGUGUCGAAGACAGAACAUUUAGCAUUUGGUCUGACAGUUUGGCAGCGUUCAGACAAGCAGCCCAAUUCUAAACUUUUUUUCACUAAUUGGUCUUUUUGAAUAAUCAGAUCAGCUCGGAAACAUAUUUGAUGUGAUUGGUUAACAGACCAAUUAGUGGGGGGGGGGACUCAGAAUUGGGCUGCCUGUCUAAAUUCAGCCAAAUAGAGGGGGGUCUGGGUGAGGGUUCUUCUCUGGGUUCUUCUACCUAUUCAUGGGAAAGUGGCCAUGUUUUAUUACAGCAGACGUCUGCUGAACCAUAGAGCUAGAUUCCCCUGACCUAGAUCUGAGGUUACAAACUAAUGUUCCUGUAACUGUGGUUACGAACUGACCUUUUCCUUGUUCAUUCUACUCUCCUCUAGCUGUUGGCUGAUCAUUGCUUGUUGCCACAUAUUUGCUUCACAAUCAGAAAUGAGGUUUCAUCAUGAUUGAGUUCAAACACUGAUUCUAAAUAUCUGCAUGUUUCUUAGCAACAUAGAUUGACUCACAGAAGUGGGAUGGCAUGGUUAUUCCUUCAAACAAAUAUAUUCAACAACUGACUUGAAUUGGCUGUUCAUAUUUAAAUUCUGGCCCCUUGGUCUAACUUAUUGGCUGUUUGUCACUUGCUUAAAAAACGGGGGACAUAUAUAACAUAACUGCCAUUCCAUGUACAUAAUAUUUUCUGUUGACAUAUUGAAAUAUAUAGAUGUAUCACAGGAUUGAAUUAGAUGUUUUAAAGCAGCAGUUUACAUAAACACUUGGGCAUAGGUUGAUUUUUUUUGUCUUGAGUUUAGUCACACACAUCUACAUCAACUACCAGGGAAAUGAGUGAUAUUGCUGACUAAGAU
Salvelinus namaycush (lake trout) is the source of this 3240-nucleotide messenger RNA. RefSeq names its product DEAH (Asp-Glu-Ala-His) box polypeptide 33 (gene dhx33). Gene Ontology annotation, cellular component: intracellular anatomical structure; nucleolus. Gene Ontology annotation, molecular function: ATP binding; RNA binding. Bases 127 to 2169 code for a protein of 680 amino acids. Gene Ontology annotation, biological process: positive regulation of transcription by RNA polymerase I. Lineage: Eukaryota; Metazoa; Chordata; Actinopteri; Salmoniformes; Salmonidae. The transcript is spliced from 12 exons. The record is from RefSeq and is a predicted model, not a curated record.